AUGGAUGCUGACCUUUCUGGUCACCUGAGAAGGAAGAGGGACAGCAGUGCUUUGGAUGAUCACUUGAUUUAUGCUGUCCGUGUUUCUACCACUACAUCUGAGAAGCAGCCCUGGGAGAGGGGCGACAUCCUGGCGCCUCGAUCAGCUUUCUCGUCUCCCUUCCCGAGUGUCGGCAGGCCUCAGGUAGCUGCGCAAGUGCUGCCUGCCCCAAGUUCGUCUCCUGCAGGAGCUGUUACAACUUCUGUGGCUGUUAAAGUAUUGGGCAAGCUGCCGGCGACGAAGGGGCCUAGUUGGGAGGAGAAAUUGACUGAUAACAGGCGGGCUGCAGUGGCAAAAUGGGAGGCUCUUCUUAUGUCUCACGGCGAGCACUUCGAUUGCUACAGGGGAGUCAGUGGCGAUGCCAGUGCGUUUACCAAAUCUGCUGGUCUUGAUGCUUUUCCUUUGACUGAGAGCGUCUUAUAUGUAUUCAUGGAUCAGUAUUGUCGGACGGCGGCGGCAACCUUUGGAAGGAGCUUCCUUGAGUCUCUGAAUUUCGCUGUGCAUGUCUUGGGCCUCGAUCUGCAUGUGACCAUCAGUGGCAGGAUACAAGGGGUAGCCAAAACCAGGUACCUUGAAAAAAGGAAAGCUGUCCAGAAGCCGGCGCUUACAGCGCUGCGCGUGAGGACUCUUGAGAAGAUAGUGAUUGGAGGAACCAUUGAAGAAUACAGCGGCUUCGACAGACAUUGUGCUGGGUUUUUCUGCUAUACUUUGUACGCUCGGGCCCGGUUCUCCGAUGCCCAAGCCUCGGCUAACCUCAUGCUUGAUGUCACCGAGAGCGACGACGGGCCUUAUGGGCGCGAGCUCGGUGAUUCCGCUGACAUCAGAAAGCUUGGCGUGAGGGCCAUUUUGGACUACCGCAGCACUCACUGUGGAACGGAGUUGGUAUAUGCCAGGGACACGCUGAGCGGCCCAUUGCGGCAGCUUGGAUCCGUUGUGAGUGCUGUGGCGUUGGGUCACUUCCGGCCUGACAGCACGCGCUCGGGAUAUUUUCCCAGUCGCAAGGGUCGAGAAGAUGCAGGCUUCGAUCCCAAUGCUCCGGAGCAAGAAGAGCUUGACAGUUCUUCCAGUGGAAGUGAAGACGAGGAGGCUCCGGAUCACGAUGAGGUCGAGAAGGCCUGUGAUGCUCUGGCUUCCUGGGAGCCUCGGCCGGGUCUUCGUGAUCUGAUCGGCGAGGGUCCCGUCUUCAAGCAUAAGACUAUGAGGGUCAUUCAUUUGAUGGCCAGCAGUGAUGAAGGUGAUCGCUUUGUCUGCGGCAAUGCUGUCCUGACCAGGACGGGCCUUGAGUUUCACGCGAGAUCGGCGAGAGGUCAUUGCAACUUGAGCGGUUGUGCUACCGGUGAAUGCUUCCGGCUUGCAUGGUAUGUGAGACCUGUAGCUGAGUGCUUGGGUCGUGCCAUGGCGGCCUCGUACUCAGAGUCCGAAGCUGUCUUCAUCGACAAGGUCAGGACCUCGGGCCUGUCGGCUGCUGACCAGACUAAUGUGUUGGCUGGACUGAAGAAUUUGAAACAGCUGGCAUUUGUCAGCUCCUUCACUCCGGGACAAGCCGAUGAGAAGCCUUUGAUUGCGGCUUUGGAUGCUCUAGUCAAAAGGGACACCAGUGCUGACUUAGCUGCUCAGGCGUGCUUCAGGGCUCUUUUCCAGCAGGCUUACGCCAUAGUCACCACCGAGUUUAGGCAGGCCAUUGAGCGCACUGAAGACGCUCCCAGUCAUUCUCUCAGCGCGCCUGAGCGUGAGGAGCGCUACACGCGACAGGUGAAGAAGUUGACCGGGAUCAACAUAAAAGGCGAGACUGAACCAAGUCAGGCCUUGGUUGAUCUCUGCGUGAAUAUAUAUGAGUCGAACACUUUGCGCUACGUGGCCUGGGAGAAGUGCACUAGUCGGCUUGCCGAGGUUCAAGGCGAUGCCAAAAAGGACACUCGAUUUACACUCGAUGCUCAGGGCAAGACCUUGAAGCUUGAGUCGAAGGCCCCAGAUGACAAGUGUCAGGUCGACUCCGAGGUGCAUCUUCUUCAGGCUUUACAGCGCAGAGCCCUUGCCCUGGACCAAGCCAAUGUUGUUGAUUAUGCUGUCAUCGAUGUCUGGCAUCAGAAGUUGCUUAGGGCGCGGAUGCAGGAGGUGCCAGCAGGUCAUGUCCGGCCCAGCUUCAAGCAGCUCUUGCGGGCCGAUCAGAAGCUUUUCUCGGAGUUGCAGGACCGCUGUCGUGCAGGAAUCCAGGCCACAUCAGCCGGCCGCCCCUUGGAUGGCCUGAUUCCGUUGGUGAUGGAUCUGAGUGAUGUGGCAGUCCUAUUGCAAUCCUUGCCUGGAAAUGCCUCCUCCUCUUCUGAUGCUUUCAAUGCUCGUGACGGCUGCCACGCCGUGGCGCCUUUUCAGGGUCGUCGGGUUAUGCUCAUAGCUUUCAGCACCAAGGGCGUUUGCGAUUCCGACUCUGAGGUGUUGACUCAGCUCCAGUUCUGUGGUUUCGCCCUUCCCAGCGCUGAUGCUGUGAUGCCCGCGUCUCCAGUGGGCCCUCUACCUGACAUCAGGAGCUCUGUCGCUCAUGAGCCCCUGAAAGUGCUGAAGCCUUCCCGGCUUGUUGUCCUCGACCUCUUCUGUGGCCGAGGUGUUGCAGCUCAGGCCCGAACGACAAUCCACUUGGCAAUACUUGCGGCCUUUGUUCUCGGCAAGGUGUAUGCGGAGAACCUUGCCGAAAAUCUGCGCUUGCAGGCGGCUGGUGAGGAUUUACUUUUCAAAUACAUGGUCAGCGUGCACGUCGCUGAUUGCUCCCAGCUUCGGCUGGAUGACAAAAAUACCCCUGCCACCGCCACGUUUGGCGUGUUUCGGACUCCUGAUGAGUUCGUUGCUGCCAGCUUGCGCCUCGAGCAUCCGUUCGACGCUUUUGCACACGUGCCUGAUGGUCUCAUCAGGAAUUAUUUGGGGCGGCUGCUUAUCGACGGUCCCUUGCCCGUCAUGCGACGCCGGCUUGACCUACUUACCAAGUGGUCUGCGUGGGCCGAUGAACUGGCCGAGCCUGAGAGAGCUCUUCAUGCUUCGCUUGAUCCUAGAGUUGGUGCGGUCCUUUCUGGCAAGAAGUUGCUGUUGCUGGAUCGUAUCGCCAAAUCCCUUGACUGGCCAGACGAAGAUCUUUUUAAGGACCUUAAGGAAGGGUUCGGCAUAGUGGGAUCCGCGCCUGUCACGGGGGUUUUCGCACCAUCCUUUAAGCCUUCGGAGUUCACUGAGGAGGAGCUUGAUCAAAGAUCGAAAUUCUUGCGACCGGCCCUGUGGGCCAAGAUCUCAUCUUCAAAACCUGAGGAUUCCGAUGCCGAGCUUUGGAGCCAAACUCUUGCUGAGAGGGAUCAGAAAUCCUGGCUGAGCGGCCCAUAUAGCUACCAGGAGCUCACUGAGAUUUUGGGUCCGCACUGGAUACCUGUACGGAGGUUCGCGAUUUUCCAACGAGGGAAGCUGAGGUGCAUUGACGAUUUGUCCGAGAACAGUGUCAACUCGUCCUGGGAGGUGGCAGAAAAGAUUGACCUGCGUGCGAUGGACGAACUCCUCUGGAUAACAUCGAGGCUCAUGCAAUCCAUCGUUGAUCGAGGAUUUGUCAACCUUCGUCUUUCUUCUGGUGAAGUGAUCAGCGGCCCUUUGCAUACCGUGUGGCGCACGCGGCCUGAGUCCGCGCGCCCAGUCUUGAAGUGCGUGGAUUUGAAGUCUGCUUACAAACAGUAUGCUAUAAGGCCGUGUGACAGCAAGAGGUGUGUGGUCAGCCUCCGGCGGCCCUCCGACGGGCAAGCCGUCGGUUUCAUUUCACAUACCCUACCCUUCGGCUCGCUCGCGAGCGUAGGGCAGUUCAAUCGCGUUGCCCGCUUGAUUCACCGCAUCCUUAUUGAGCUGGAGUGCCUGGCCUGUAACUAUUAUGACGACUACCCAGUGCUCGAUGUGAGUAUGCUUUCGGCCAACACCGAGAAGACGAUCCGCAAGCUCAUGCGCCUCCUGGGCGUGAUCUGCUCGGAGGACAAGGAGUUGCCUUUUUCUUCGGUGGCCGAUCUCUUGGGGGUUCGCUUGGACCUUAGGGCUAAGGAUUUUUCUUGCGUCACUGUUGCCAACAAGCCUGACAGGGCUCGCGAAAUUUCCGAGUCGGUCGCUAAAGUCCUAUCGGAUGGCCAGGUGGUGGUCAGAGAAGUCGACAGCUUGUUUGGAAGGAUUCAGUAUGCCGAUUCCCAAAUCAUGGGCCGCAGGGGCAAACUGGCUUUGAGCACGCUUAGGAAGCUCUCGCGAGGCUCUGGAGUUCAUCGACUUUCUCCUACUGAUCGCGAGGCCUUUGCUGUCUUGCAGAUGCGCAUGGAUGCUGGCGAGCCCAGGCGCAUACAGGUUGGAAGCUCUGGACCCUCACUUGUUGUUUACACUGAUGGCGCAUGCGAGCCUGGUGCUGCUCGAUCGCUCUGCACCGUUGGGGGAAUACUUUAUGCUUCUUGGAAUGGGGCUGUAAAGGUCCGAUACUUCGGGGUCACGCUGAGUGACUCCCUGGUCGACCUAUGGGCCGAGAGCGGCAAGAAGCACUUGAUAGGGCUUGUUGAGUUGUAUGCUUUGGUGCUCGCGAGAUUCGUCUGGGGUCGACUCCUCGACGAUCGAAGGGUGCUUUACUUCAUCGAUCACGUGGGAGUGCUCGGGCUGCUGGAUCUUUCCGAUGUGCGAACAUGCGAUCCGGGACCAUCCUGCUUGUUUUGCCACGGACGAAUUACUGCGCUCGUCUUGACUUGGGGAUAUGGUCCUCGCUUCGUGACAAUGGCGAGGGAAGCAGCUUUGGCAAAGUGGCUAGGGAUUCUUGAAAGGUUCCCUGACGAUUUCGGUCUUUCUCUGUCGAUUCGGCUAGAUAAGGAGAACGGGCGAGACUCUGACUUGAAGUCUUCCUUGCAAGAUGUGUUUUCUCAGAAGGCGAGCGUCACGAUCUCGGGUCGUGCUGGGCCUCUUGCCAGGUACAUCAAGCACUGCCGAAGUUGCCAGGUCAUUCCUUUCCCUGUCACUGAAGCAGGGAUCUAUGCUUUCCUACAGGAUUAUGCAUCUCACGAGGCGCCCACUUUCGCCAGGAGUUUCUUGAGCAGCCUUGCUUUUGCAAAGUUCACUGUGAGCUUGAAGGUGAGUGAUGAAGUCUUCAGCCCCAGGGUCCGUGGGCCGUGGGCUGUCGUCGAAGCUGCCAUCGCUUCCGGCUCAAUCGUGCUCGAGCCUUCAGACCGGGUCGCUGCUGGCUUCUUCGUGUGGACCUUGUAUGCACGAGCGAGGUACUCGGAUGCCCAAGCUGCGGGUGCAAUGACUUGCGACUUAAGCGAUACGCCGGACGGCACAGUCGGAUACCUGGAGUCCGCUGUUGAGCGAAGCAAGACUUCGUUCUCACUGGAAAGAAAGGUCAGGUAUUUGCACAUGUUUGCUCCCAUCCAAGGAAUAGGUGAGGUGCCCUGGGGUGUCAAGUGGUUUGAGUUCUAUAAGGAGCAUGGGCCUCCUUUGGGGUCGGGUAAGCCCUUGCUUCCGAGCCCGCUCUCUGGCGGAGGGUGGCAAACAUCGCCGCUGGCGGUGGCGAGUGCCACGAAAUGGAUGAAGUCACUCUUGAUCCGUGCGGGUUGUGACAGGUCUUCCGUUGAACCGCUUGGGACGCAUAGUCUCAAGGCAACGACCUUGAGUUGGAGUGCCAAAUUCGGACUACCCCGCGAGGUGAGAGCGGCCCUAGGCUACCACGCCAGGGGCCGUGAUGGGACCGAGCUCAUCUAUGGGAGAGACAACAUGUCUGCUCCUGUGCGCCAGCUGCAAGGGGUUCUGCUCGAAGUGUCGCGCGAAAGGUUCAUGCCGGACGCCACCAGGUCCGGUUACUUCGUGAAGCGCUUUGAAGAUCCAGAGGGGAUGCCCAUUCCUCCUGACGAGGUUUUGUCGGAAUCUUCUUCCGAGGCCAGCGAGGAUGCCGAGGAUGUCGAUCAUGUAGCUGCGGAGGCGGCCACCGACGAGUUGGGAAGGCAAUGGGAGCCCGAUGCAGGCUUGCGUGCCGAGCUUGAAGCAGUCCCUUUGUUCAGCAACAGGGACAGCCGUUUCAUUCAUGCUGUCGCAUCCGAAGAAGGCGACAAGUUCAGAUGUGGGAGAAACAUCUCGACCAGGUAUGAAAGGUUGUCCUCCGAGUGCAGUGAAAAGGAGCUUCUGAGAGUAUCACUAGCCCGGUUCAUGCUCCUGACGAUGGCGAACUACUCUGAGAGUCAAUCGGUUCUGCAGUCGCGAUUGAGUGUCGUGGGUUUCGCGGAAGAUGACGUUCAGAAAAUCCUGCCAGAGGUGGGAAACUUGAGGAGGCUGGCAUUCAUUUCUUCUUUCACACCUGGUCAGACUGACGAGGGGCCGUUGAUGCAGGUGUUGAAAGACAUUUUGAAGCGAGACCUGACAAUUGCAGACAAGGCUAAUUGGCGUGCGGUUUACAAUGAAGCUUUUGCCAUUGUGACCGCGGAAAUGAAGCAGAGGAUUGAGAAGGCCGACCCAGAGUCGACCGUCAGGCCUUUGUCUCAGCCUGAGAGGUCGGAGCGGUACGAGCGGCAGGCCAAGAAGCUUGCAAAUGAGCUGAGGUACAUUCCGUGGGACCGGUGUGUGCCCAAGGAAGCUGAAUUGGCUGGCGAGAAGAAACGUGAUGUCAGGUUCACUGUUGAGGAGUCUUCGGGAAAGCUUCGGAUCGAGCAUAAACAGCCUGAUCUGGUUGCGGAUACCUCAUCGGAGAUUCUUGUUCAGCAGGCUCUCACCAGGAGAGCUUUGGCCAUGGAUCAGGCGAACCUGAUCGAGUUCAGUGUUGCUGAUCAGUGGACUCAACGCUUGAUGAAGGCUCGCAUGCAAUCGCCUGCGGAGCAUUUUGCCAGGCCCACUUGGAAGCAGCUUGAGUCGGCGGACCGGCAGCUGUUUGCCGAGCUACGUGACAAGACCAGGGCAGGUGUGCAGACUGUCGCAUCGGGUCGCCCGUUGGACUCUCUCCUGCCCGAUGCGAUGUACAUGAACGAGGUGUCAUGCCUAUUGCAGCCUUUUCCAGCCCCUUCCAUGAAGGACGCUCCCCAGAAGCCGGAUGCUCCCAAGUGGGAGAGGCCUUCUCCUUACACCAAAGGUGGGGGCAAAGGAAAGAAAGGUAAGCAGAGGUUCAUGACAAGGUUGCCCGCUGGCUUGGAAGGUUGCAGGUCCCACACUAAUCGAGGGGACCCAAUAUGCUUUGCCUUCAACCUGGGUGGCUGCUCGACGAAGGGGCAGAAGUGCGAGAAAGGCUUGCACAUCUGUGCAGGUGCCUCGCUGAUGGCCGGUGCUCCAGAGAGUGUGCGUCAGCCGGCAGCGGAGGCCUCGCAGGUGGAUGAUCUCCUAGCGGGAGUUCAUCGGCCGAAAGAUGCAUGCACGGGUGGCUGUCCAACGAAAGGUGUGGAUUGUCGCCCAACUCCGAGUGUUGAUCGAGAGGAUCAUCACGAUCACAACGUUGGCUCGUACAGUGCCAUCGCUAGGCCCUCGCCGAGUGUGGUGGAGGCCGCACGCAGCAGGUCCCCAAAGCACCGUGAUGGGGCGGGGCCACAGAGCGGCAAAGCGAGUUCUUCACUUGACGAGGGUCAUGUGAGUGCUGCUGAUGUCCUUCGAGUCUUCGAUGGUCUUCCUUCAGAUGAUUUGAAAAGGGGUGCCGCUGCUCCUCUCCCAACUUCAAAGUCUUAUGCCACAGGAGCGUAUGUUCUUGGGGGCAAUGUUGGCUUGAAGGCUAAUGCUUCAACCAGCCCAGAAGCGCUCGACGUCUUUGCAAGGUUUGUGAGGCAGAGCGUUCCGGGGUUCAAAUUUUCUUCAAUAAAUAUAUUCGAGGAUGUUCGCACUGAGCGCCACCGCGAUCAGUGGAAUGCAAAUUUGCAUAACCUGGCGAUUGCCCUGACAGAAUUUUCAGGUGGCGCCAUCUUUGUGGAGCACGAAGAUGGCCGGGAUGUUUCGUCCCUCAACGGUGCCCAGGGUUCUCGCCUGGCUGUUGCAGCGGGCCCCGUGCGAUUCAAUGCAAGGCAUUAUUGGCACUACACUGAGGCUUGGCAAGGCCGGAGGGUCGUGCUGAUAGCAUACACAAUCCGUCAUGUUGAAUCGCUGGGCAAGGAACAUCUUGAUUUUCUCCGGAGGUGCAAUGUUGAUGUUCCGACGCGCGCGCCUGAGAGCGCGCGCCUAGAUUGUUUUAAGGCCUUUUUCGACGCAGUGCAAACCCUUCGCCUCGCCAAGCUCUUGCUCGCGUCUGACUUGCAUUGGAGUAUCUUGCAUCCCCUGGCGUCGGCCCUCUGGGGCCAGCUGGACUUGCCCGAUGCGCCCGGUAAAGAUGCGCAUGUGUACAACACAGCCCGCGCUGGCAGGCACGCCCAUACCAGCUCGCUUGCGCCAGAUUCCUUGUACACACCGAAAUUCUGCGACGUUUUCGCUGGCCUCUUGCAGCUGUCGGUAGGCCAUGCCGGCCUCUUACUUGAACACGCUGUUCCGCUGCAAUGCUCGCGUCAUUCUGCAGCCGCUGCCGCGGGGCGACAGCCUCGAUUGUCAAAAUUCCAGCCACAGAUCGCCGAAUUUAAGUGCCAAGCCACGGUCCGUGAAUUCCCGUGGCCUCUCCCUUCGGAUGAUAAAGGUAAUCUUAAAUGUGCCAUCGGGUCGAUCCCUCCUGGCUCCCGCCUUCUUCGCAUUGUGUGUGAUCGGGGGGUUGUCGGUGCGAAGCAGGUCGGAAGCCUGUCAGGUGUGCCUUCGUCAGUUACUUUUGGCAUCUACCGCACAGAACAUGAGUUUGUGGCGCAGGCGUUGCAUAUCGAUCAUCCCUUCGACUUGUGCGUGGCAGUCCCGGAUUUCAUGCUGAGAGCCUUGGCUUUUACCUUGAAAGAGGGUCCGGUUGGCGUGAUGAAACACCGUCUGAAUCUGCUCCAGCAGUGGACUUCUUGGAAGCGUGAGCUGUCAAGUGCCGAAGCCGAGCUUCAUGCUGCCAUGGAUCCUGGUGUGGCAUCUGUGAUGAAAGGCAAGAAUAUUUUGCUUCUGGAAAAGAUUGCUUCAACUUUCGGUUGGCCUGACACGGAAGUGUUUGAUCACCUUAAGCAUGGUUUUCCUUUGGUCGGGGAGUCGAGCCCUUCCGGCAUUUUCGAUGUAGACAGAAAGCCGGCUCUGAUGACGCGUGCAGAGCUUGUGCAGCAUGCCAAGUUUCUUAAGCCGGCGCUGUGGGCAAAGGUGGCGAGCGCAGAGGUGGACGAUCUGGCUCGGGAGGUGUGGGAUUCCACACAACAAGAGAUGCUAGUCAAGGAGUGGCUGACGGGGCCUUACUCGUGGGACGAGCUGCAAGCCCGUCACCCCGAAGGAUGGCUUCCAGUGCGGAGGUUCGGCAUUGUGCAAAAGGCCAAGACGCGAUCGAUCGAUGACUUGGCCGAGAACUCGGUCAACCGCGCUUAUGCUGUCUCCGACCGGAUUGCUCUGAGAGCCCUUGAUGAACUGGUGUGGCUUGCGAUCACUCUUUUCAAAAUCUUCAUGGCGAAAGGCGAGGUGAGCAUUCCUUUGUCGGACGGUGAACAUCUUCGCUUUCCUGCGCUUCAGCCGAGCUUGAAAACAGUGGAUUUGAAAAGUGCUUAUAAACAGUUGGCGGUCUCGCCACGAGAUCGUUGUCUGAGCAUAGUGACCAUCAAGGACCCGGUUUCGGGCCUUCCAUUCGGCUUCGAGAGCCGAACUCUUUUGUUUGGAGCCACCUCGUCGGUGGUUUCGUUCAACCGCGUUGCAAGGUUGAUCCAGAGGGUUCUGAUCACGUUGCAGGUGCUGGCCUGCAACUACUUUGAUGAUUACCCGGUGUUGGAGGUCUUGCCACUUUGCAACAACACGCAGUCGACCAUCAAAGCUGCUCUGGAUCUGCUGGGCUUCUCAUGGGCAGAGGACAAGGACCUUCCUUUCAGCCAUGAAGCCGAGCUGCUGUGCGUUAGGGUUGACCUAGGCACUUUCGGGGUAGUUAAGAUUGGGAAUAAGCCUGAUCGCGCUGCUUCCAUUGCCGCCGCGGUGGACUCCGUCUUGAGCGAGGGCCGUCUUGAUCCGAAGACCCUGCCUUCCUUGUUCGGUCGCAUCCAGUUUGCUGAAGGUCAGUUGCACGGGAGGCUGGGUAGAUUGGCCCUGGCCGACCUCAGAGCGUGCACGAUGAGCUCUCAGGCUCAGGCCCUCGAUGCCACAGCUGUGCAGGCCCUUCGCCAUCUUAGGACCCGGGUUCUUGGGGGUACCCCUAGGAUAGUCCCGGCCUGUGUGGGGUCUCGCCGUUCUGUGAUUUUCACGGAUGGCGCUUACGAGCCGACGAAUGGUUCUUACCCUGCUACUGUCGGAGGGGUCUUGUACCAUUACGACAGCGGAGCGUGGUGCACUUCCUACUUUGCAUGUGCUAUCCCCUUGAGCGUUGUACAGAGCUGGGAGGCUCUCGGGAAAAGGCAUUUGAUAGGCCCAGUUGAGAUGUACGCAGUUGUAUGUGCGAGAGAAGCUUGGUCGAAGCACUUGAACAUGCAAAGGGUGACCAUGUAUGUGGAUCACUCCGGAGUGUUGGCCUCCUUGGUGAAAGGCUCUUCUAAAAACCCUUUAUGGAGGCAGCUCUUGCUGAUCUUUGAAAGUUGCGACGCUGAGGCGAUGCUCCCUUGGUUUAGCCGCGUUCCAAGUGCAAGCAAUCCGGCCGAUCCUCCUUCACGUGCCAAGGCGAUCUUUCCAGUCAGGGGGCAAGUGUGCAGAGUGUCGCCUCGAUGUCCGAUCAAUGGCAAUGCCACGAUUGAUCUCCUUCUUAAGUGA
This is a messenger RNA of Symbiodinium sp. CCMP2592, 10800 nucleotides long. NCBI's taxonomy places the organism in Eukaryota, Dinophyceae, Suessiales, Symbiodiniaceae. The record is from the annotation of a GenBank genome assembly.